Messenger RNA from Folsomia candida, 3012 nucleotides. Its product is annotated as RYamide receptor. The coding region runs from base 1611 to 2675 and encodes 354 amino acids. Gene Ontology annotation, biological process: G protein-coupled receptor signaling pathway. The record is from RefSeq and is a predicted model, not a curated record. Gene Ontology annotation, cellular component: membrane. The transcript has 6 exons. Gene Ontology annotation, molecular function: neuropeptide Y receptor activity. NCBI's taxonomy places the organism in Eukaryota, Metazoa, Arthropoda, Collembola, Entomobryomorpha, Isotomidae.
AUUUGCCUCCGUAUAGGAAAUAUAUUUAUAGGGCCUGGUUGUCUUCUUGUCGAACAAAGCAUGACAGAUUGUCAUAUGGGUGCUUGUUUUAGACUAUUUAACCGUCCGUCCCCUCAACAACCACAGCGUUCGCUCAACUUGAACCAUGAGAAAAACUGACGUUUUAAAAGCUCUUGAAUUUUCUGUAGCUGUGCCAUGACCCAGUCUAAAGUCCCCUCAGGCGUACUUGUUGAGUAAACAUGAAAGAACUAUUUAUUCCAACACUGCGGUCAUUAGUUCGCAUAAUCUUUAAAUUUUCGAUUGUGCAUUUCAAUUUUUUUAAGUUAAAAAACAAGCGGGACAAAUUAAAUCAGGUUGAAAGCCAAAAGGACAAUAUGUGGGUGUAUGUAAAAGAGAAAUUAUCAUGAAACGAACAAAACAUGAGAAUUUCUACGGAUUCAUAAUCCAACCACACUUUUGUGUAAUUUAUGUAGGAUUAGUAGAUGCAUGCUGAACAUCUCUCCCGGUUCAUGUCCCAUAAUUACAUAUUUACUCAGACUAUUUUGCAGAUACAUAUUCCACGAAUUAUAACUGCCCCCAGGGUCACAAUAAAUUCGUGACCACAACGAAGUAUCUAGACUCUCUAAAUCGUGCAUAAUAGCGAGGCUUCAAAUUGUGUGACCGAGAAUAAGUAAUGGGACUCAUUUUGUCUUUUCUCUCUUGUCUCUAGUGUGCACUUGAAGAACAUAGGACUUUAAACAGAUUCAUUUAUUCCAGUAAUGCCACAAACAAAACAAGCACGACUACUGCGACACCAGAUACAUUCCGACCGACGAUGCCGACAUUUCUUCCUUUCUCCCCAGGGCCAAGCUCCAAGAGAAAGCGAGCUGUGGCGCUGCCUAUUUGCCACCCAUCUACAUAUCAAAUUAAAACCAAAGUUUGAGAAUUUCGAACAAGAGCACAAUUGCAUAUCACAUUAUGCAAUGUAACAAAAUAUCGAAUACAUGUAAAAUAAAUGGGAUAAUGUGAAGGAGAAAGAUAAGAAGACGAUGGAUGUGAGAACGUGAGUGGUGAAAGCCGGAGAAACUUCCGGUCUCAGUAAUCGUAUACUAAGGCUCAGCAGUCGCAUACUUGUUGCCGAGAAGGAAAGAGCAAAAGUGUUGCUUGUAUAAUUCUCAUGUUCAAGAACGUAAUAAGAGAAUUCUCUUCUGUUCGUUUCGAUCUGCACUGUAUUUACUUGUGUACACGUCGUCGCGUCGUCUCCAAAUUGCCUUGACUCACUAAGCUGAUUUCUAGGACGGCUCAUAAAUUUUCCUGUCAAAUUGUGUUUUCUUGUUGAGAAGAAGUUGUACAAGUGUGGAAGGAUGAGUAUGAGUGAGUAGGAUAAUAAACAUUGCAUCGCUGUUGAGCUGUUGUGUGUGGGAUAAAAGAUAAGGCAUUCUUGACGUUCACUUAUGCAAAAUUUCAAAUUGCGGAGAUUGGAUGAGGCUCAGUUUGAAGGAGAAUACUUACUUAUGAGAACGUGUUUGUCGCAUGUUUUCGGAAUCAGUGAGUUGCAUAACAGAACAGAUUUUAAUUGCUUUAAAUCAUUGGAAAGUUAAGAUAAUUAACUUGUUAGUAACAUUAACAUUAUGGAGGCGGAAGAGUCAUUAUCUUCACAAUUCCUACUAAACAAUUUCACCAAUACAUCUACCGAACUAUUGCCUCUCACCCCGUUCACCUACCCACCCCUGUUCCAAUGUCUUAUCUAUACCUUGUACUCCGCAAUCGUUAUCACGGCCGUGUUUGGAAACAUACUCGUUAUCACGGUCGUGCUUACCAUCCCCAAAAUGCGCACAGUGACAAACUUUUUGAUUGGGAAUCUUGCGUUGGGAGACUUGCUAAUGGCAAGUUUUUCCCCCUUCGGUUUCAUAUCAAUUCUCCUCCAGUUCUGGCCUUUUGGAAAAUUGCUAUGUCUCAUUGUCACACCAUUCCAAUGCGUCUUUGUCUUUGUGAGUGCUUGGACGCUGGUAGUGCUGAGCUUGGAGCGGUGGUGGGUCAUCGUGGGGAAAGCCAAGUGGAGAAAGGGUCUCGUGUUCUGGGCAAUUGGCGGAGUCUGGAUUUUCAGUCUAGUUGUAAGUCUUCCAGUGGGGCUGGUUGUAGGGGUGAGAGAUGCUGGAAAUGAGAGGAUGCUGUGUGAAGAGAUUGGCUGGCCUUCUCCCACCCUUCGUCUCUCUUACACACUCACGCUAAUUUUUCUCCAAUACUUUCUACCCGUCUCUGUCUUGGCGUCUACCUAUACACGAAUCGCGAUAGAAAUCUGGUGGAAGAAAGUCAUUCCCGUGUUGGAAUGUAGUGGAAGCAUGUACACAAAAUCUGUCCGAGAAGAGAGGAUGGAGAAAGCGAAGAGAAAGACCAUCUCAACUUUGCUACUCGUUGUGACGUGUUACACACUCUCAUGGUUGCCCUUGAAUUUGCUGUAUUUGUACUUGGAAAUUAUUCAGGAUGAGGAAUCAGAUCCUUUCCCCAUGAUUGAAUAUGUCUACGUGCUAUGCCAUUGGCUGUCCAUGACCCAUUCAUCCCUUAACAUUUUCAUCUAUGCUUUCGUGAACGAGCGUUUUCGUGACGGAUUUCUAACCGUGUUGCGGAGAUGUGUCAGGUCGAAACCGCAAAACCAGGCUCCUACGGCUGACGUGGUUUCGAUGAUGACUUUGUGAGCGACGACGGACGAUCUGUUUGAUGAGUGGGCUGGAAUGGAUUUACGGCGAACCACCAAGUAUGAGGCCUGACUAUAGACUCAAUUACAGUAUCUAAAUACGUAUGUACUUACUCAUUAAUAUGUAAUACGACCGAAAUAUUUAGCCACAACGUUUGCUUUCUACAUGUGCAUAAAUAUAAAUAUAUCUACAAGUUAUAUAAAACAAUUGACAAAUUAUAUAAUAGAACAUUCAAUUUAGGAUAAAAGAAUGAAAAUCGCCUUAGAUCUAUGUGGUUAUGUAAUACGUAUGUAUUGUGUAAGCCGUAUAUGUAACUAAAUAAAGUGAUCAUUACCGA